Pseudozyma hubeiensis SY62 is the source of this 1086-nucleotide messenger RNA. RefSeq lists its product as hypothetical. The transcript has a single exon. NCBI's taxonomy places the organism in Eukaryota, Fungi, Basidiomycota, Ustilaginomycetes, Ustilaginales, Ustilaginaceae. The record is from RefSeq and is a predicted model, not a curated record. Bases 1 to 1086 code for a protein of 361 amino acids.
AUGUUGGACACGACUCGGAGCGCACUGCUUUCCACGCUGCUUCUCGCCGCCGCCCUCGUUCCUGCGGGUGUCUUUGGCAGCGUGCAGCACACGUCGAUUGCCUUGGACAGGCGCUCUGCUGCCGUUGAUGACGGAUCCGAGUGCUACAAAGAUUUUGCCACGGACCCUACUUGUGCCAUCGUCAACGUCGCCAUUUUCGAGGACACCGAAUGCAACAAGCCUCUAGAGCUGUUCCGUAGGACAUCGAGGGCGAUGAUCAAGGGCAACGAGCAGAUGAACUGGGAUGGAUCUGUGGCUCACUCUCUGCAACAACCUCUCGGAUCGAUUCGUGUUCUUGCUGCAACUAAAGGUCUCGGCAUCGGAUUCGCAAAGGAGGAAGAAUCGGACACGGUCGUUCAGAACACCGCAUGGAUGUCCGCUGAUCAAGUUUGGGAUGCCUUCCAGACGAAGGACUGUAUCACUUUCCCCAACCUCGACUCGCGUGCGGCGAAGAUUUGGACCGCUAGACGACAGGACAUUAUGAACCAAGGUGGAUACGUGUGGAACCCAGACAACAUUCCCAUCCGGGUCUGUGGCGCAUGCACUACACCCUCCAACAAUGCUGUCGAAAAGAGGCACACGCGACCGCACCAGCACGCGCGCAAUCGCUCGCGCGCUGUCUGCCUCGAACCAGUUUCGUACGGUGCAGGUGGUGUUCUGCUCAUGUACAACUCUUCCGACUGCACCGGCUCAGCCACAAAGCAACUCUACAGCUCAGUGCAAUGCACGUCUCUGUCUACGACCAACUUCAAAUCCUACAAGGCGAUCGCACCUUCCGGACCCACCGUUGAUACGAUCUUCAGCCCGGUCUACUACGAUCUCAAUGCUAAUGGAUAUCACGCUUGCGCUCAGCAGGAUGUCGAUGCAAGGCCCUUCGAGUACAACAAGUGUCAGAAGUUGGUGAACGAGGAUGUCUUUGUCGGCGUGUAUGGCGUCGAUCCUGAUCAUCCGCAGGACGGUCCGGCAAAGGGCGACAAGGUGUUGAAGCAGGGACACGGAGGUCUUCUGUUGGCUCCUAACCCGAAUGCUGGCGGAAAGGGUCAUUGA